AUGGUAAACCUCUAUAUGGUCUAUGGAGGUACCAAUUGUGGUAUGCUUGGCGACCCCGAUGUGUAUACUUCGUAUGAUUACUCGGCCUGUAUUCGGGAACAUGGUUACAUGUCUUCUCGCGGCCGCUUGCUUCGGCAAACGAUUUUGUUCGCUCGUUCCUUCGAUCCUUAUUUCACCAAAACCGACCUGGUACAACAUGCUAGCGUGAAAACCUCCAUCCCUCAUGUAUUGAAUCGACAACGUGUGGCCGUCGGCGCCGAUCAAGCCGUGGAAUUCAACUUUUUCCGUAACUUUGAUCGCAAAAAGCGUGAUAAUUUCGAAGUCUCGGUCCGUUACAACGAUCAAGCUUUCAGUUUAGGCUGUCACUUGCCCUACAAAACCUCGUUUAUUGGCAUUGGCAAUUAUCAAACGGCCAAUGGUCUGCAUCUCAUUGUAUCCACCGUUCCAAUCCUUGCUCGCAUGUUACAUCCGAACGGCAACGACGAGGUCUGGGUCGUUGAACCCAACGAGAUUGGUGCGAUGGCGUUUAUGAAGAAAGCCUUGAGCAUGACCGGCAAUAUGCAAAACGAUGUGUGGCGGCAGGAGGGCCAAGUCAUGAUAUUGACAUUUGAAAAAACCAACGGAUGGACCAAACUCGCUACCACCACCGGCAAUCUCUAUCUUGUUGGUUUGACCGGUGAGGAUGCGAAAACACUGUACGCCGAAUUUCAAGAACCUUACUGGAAUCAGGGAGUCAAACGUUCUCCAGCUUUUCUUGCUUGGGGCGCAGACGAUAUGUUUUACAACCCUCAUGAUAAGCACCUGGAAGUCAAUUAUCACCCGUCGAAUCGAAAUCUUCAAGUAUUGUCCUUUGAUACGUCGACCGACCGUCGUUUACUUCACAACUUCAAGGGCGUGUACGAACAGCUCCCCCUGGUCCGUACCGCAGAUUUGAAACAACAUGCCCAUCAACAGUUCCCGCUGCCGAUUGUGGUGUCCUUAAGUCAUUGGGAAGCACGUCCCGUCUACUUUGAAAAACUACCUUGGCAACCGUUGAUGCACCGUCCUCAUGAUGGUCGUCUGACAUGGGACUCGUUGGAUUAUCAUUUUACCAGCGGCCAUACGGUGUAUCAAACAACGUUUCUUACGCCAUCUCAGCAACAGCCCAAAGUGAAAUUAUCCCUCAAUGCCCGCCAUCGCAGCACGGUGAUCCUUAACGGGCGCAUUGUCGGUGGCCACACUACCUAUUCACGCCAACUGUUUGCUCCCGGCGCCAAAAUUGGUCCUGAUCCAUGGUUCCUAGGAUCGCAUACUUACGACCUGUCCCCCUACUUGUCUCGGGAAGGCCGAUUGGAAAACCAGCUCGUCAUUCUGGUGAGCAACUUUGGGUUGCACCGCCAAGCUUUCGUCAUGGACGAUGUUCGUAACCCGCAUGGAAUCAUCAAGGCCACUCUCAGUGGACUUUCGCACAAUGAGACGCAGCGAGCUCAAGAUGCAUGGCAAAUUGCCGGUGUGGAUGUGCGCAAAUUGGAUAAUCCCUUUAAUACCGUCGGAGUCCCCGAUGAACGUGCAACAUUGCCUUGGACUCAAUGCAACGGUGUGCAACAGGAAAAAUCGAUGUAUCGAUUCCCUGUGCUUUUAGACGAUGGCGCACGAUGGAUGCGAUUCCGAUUUGAUCACGGCCUCAAGAGUGCUAGCGCCAGUUUUAAUAUUCCUCUUCGUUUGCAUCUGGAAGGACAAUGGACCGGUUACAUUUACUUGAACGAUCAUCUCAUGGCGCGUUAUUACGGCAACGGAGACAGUCCUCAGCACGACUUUUAUAUUCCGGAGGGAUGGGUGCAAAGGCGCAAAAACGAAGUGAAAAUGCUGGUUUAUACAUGGCACGACACCGAACCCGAGAUUUCGAUUGCGGGCUGGCCUAUUGAUAUGGAAACAGGAAAUUUACUGAAGGAUCACGAAUCGGGACAAAAGGAAUACAUGGUAUGGAAGGAUCAAUUCCAUGUCAUUUAAGAAUGAUCCUUGUCACUUUUGAAACUCCUUUCCUCAUAUUCAGCGCUCUAAGAAAAAAAAGGUUCCAAUUCAUUUGCUGGUCGCAUUUUUAUCAUUUCCUUUACGAUCCUCCUUAUCAAGCAUUUCUACAACUCAUGUAAAGGGCCGAAAUAUGUAUAUAUUUGUGCAAGUCAUAGUAAAAAUAAAAGACGUGAAAGUGACGGCCAUCUUUAUCCUUUCUGUAACAGCAAAGACUGUCAAUGUGUCCCUGAAUCUUACUGUUGGCAUCGUAAUCCAAAAUUUUAAGAUGACGGACUUUAACUGUUCCAAGGUCAUAUACAGUAACUUUAUGUUGCCAAUAGUACACAUUUUAUUGUUCUCCACAUGUUUCUGCA
This is a messenger RNA of Radiomyces spectabilis, 2363 nucleotides long. RefSeq lists its product as uncharacterized. Gene Ontology annotation, cellular component: vacuole. NCBI's taxonomy places the organism in Eukaryota, Fungi, Mucoromycota, Mucoromycetes, Mucorales, Radiomycetaceae. Gene Ontology annotation, molecular function: beta-galactosidase activity. The coding region runs from base 1 to 1989 and encodes 662 amino acids. Gene Ontology annotation, biological process: carbohydrate metabolic process. The transcript is spliced from 2 exons. The record is from RefSeq and is a predicted model, not a curated record.